Cordyceps fumosorosea ARSEF 2679 is the source of this 1320-nucleotide messenger RNA. RefSeq names its product UBA-like protein. The record is from RefSeq and is a predicted model, not a curated record. Gene Ontology annotation, biological process: ubiquitin-dependent protein catabolic process. Gene Ontology annotation, molecular function: ubiquitin binding; ubiquitin conjugating enzyme binding. Lineage: Eukaryota; Fungi; Ascomycota; Sordariomycetes; Hypocreales; Cordycipitaceae. The coding region runs from base 1 to 1320 and encodes 439 amino acids. Gene Ontology annotation, cellular component: cytoplasm. The transcript is spliced from 4 exons.
AUGGCGUCUUCCGCAACAGAGACGGGCAAGCCGUCCAAGCCGACCGCAGAAAACAUCCCCGAGUCACCUACCACAGCUCGCCCCCUCGAGAUGGACGACGACGACGUGCAGGACACGAGCAUCGUCGCCAACGACGCGACCGCUACACCUACAAAGACUGCCGCUGUGGCGAGACCAACAGCCCCCGAAGACCAACCCCCCGCCGGCGAAGCUCAUAAUGCAGCUCCUACUGAGCCCGAAGCUCCGCCUGCCAAGCCUCCUCGUCCCAUGUCGGAAGCUCAGAAAAACGAAAUCAUCCUCAAGGAAGCCUUCCCGUCAGUUGAUCAGGGUGUUAUCAAGGCUGUCCUGAGAGCUAGCGGCGGAAACGUUGAACCAGCAUUCAACGCGCUACUAGAAAUGACCGACCCAGACGCCGCAAAGAACGAACCCGAGGAGCAGCCGCCAGCUCGCCCUCCUCGUCCUCAGGGACAAGCGCCGAUCUCGCAGGUCGAGGCCGACGAGCUUUACGCGCGACAACUUGCUGAGCACUACGACAAUGUCGGAGCAUACGAGGCUCGCACCUCGAGCCUCAACCGCGGCGGCCGGUCGGGGCACCCCGAAGAUGACGACCGCGAGCACAGCUUUCUCGACGACGACCUCCCUGUCAUCCGGGAGAACCUGCGUAAGGGAUUCCUCGACACGCAAACAAAGGUCAAUGGUUGGAUUGCGGGGAUAAGAAAGAAGCUGGAAGAUAGCUUCGAUGAGACAGAAGAGCGCACGCAGAGUGAGGGCCAGCCCUUUCGACGCCAAGGCGAGGCCAGUCGCCGUAGCGGUGACUACGACCGAUACGAUGCCGACCCGCAAGUUCUCAGUGAUGAUUUUGCUGGCAUGCGAUUUUCAUCGGAUGGCCAUCCCACCAAUCACCCGCUAUCGAACCAGGGCCUGCAUCGACCUCCUCCCCCAUCGAAGUCACCGAGACCCGAUGGUCGUAGAGUCGGUUUCAAGGAAGGCCACGAGGAGAUUAACAUGUACGACUCGUCACCGAAGGUGCCCCCAAAAGACAACCCGGCUGCCGCUCCGGGCAAGGCCAGCAAGUGGCAGCCGCUGUCCACUGUCGAGCCUGAGCCCAUCACGGACAAUGAUCCGUUUAGCCUAGGCGAUAGCGAAGAUGAGAAGGAAGCCAAGGAGACAAAGCCGAAGGAUAUCAAAGAGGACAAAGCUGGCAGCGCAACUAAAGUGGACGACGCGGCGGAGCGCGUCAAGAAGGCGACCGCCGAGGCCAUGGCGGACAGCCUCGGCGAGUCGAUCAAGGCCGAAGAGACUGGGGAUAAGAAGAACUAA